AUGAGAAAUGUGACAAGGAACACAUAUGUAGAACCAAAUCUGAGCCAUGUCAAAUUAAGAGAUGAAGAAUAUAAAGCUAUCACAAAAAUAAAAAUUUUACUUUUUUGUUUUAUUAGUUUAUUUAUAUAUUCUUGGUGUAUAAGCAUAAUAUAUGUGUAUCCCUUAAAAGUUAGUGAUACAUAUUUCACUCUGCAUUUUACUCUUCAAGGAGUUGGUAGUUUGAUUCUGGGAUUGCUAUCCGAUAUAUUUGGACGUAAAAAAUGUUUAAAUGUUUCUUUUAUCUCGUUAAUUUUAAUUUCGACACUAACGUUUUUUUCACUCAAUCCAUGCUUGUUUCCAUUUGAACAUAAAUGUAAAAAUGAAAUCACAAAUUUAAGGAAAGCGUAUGAUGGUGAUGAUGUUAAUUUCAUGAAUCAUGUAACAGAAUCUCACUAUUCGAAAGGAUCAAGUGUUUAUGGAACGUUAUGUCAACAUUUUAAAUCAGCUGAAUUGUCAUACUUUGCAUACCCAGUGGAAACUGUACAUCAGGUCAGAAACAAAAAAGAGGAAAGGACAAAUCCACAAUAUCCAAAAAUGGAUAAAGGGGAAAAAAUUUACCACCACUCUAAAUUACAUAAUUGCAAUUAUUAUGAACAGUUAGAAAAUGUGAACAUAAAUAAAGGGAAGAACAAAAAUUCAAGGAAAAUAAACAAAGUAAAUAAAAUUAUUAACCUAGGGAAAUUCAAACUUAGAAAUCAUUACUAUGCUAAUUAUGAUUCAUUUGAAAAUUUCUACACUGAGCACAAGUGUGAAGCUCAUCAGAGUAAAAUUACGUACAAAUUACAUUAUUCUAAAAAGUACAUUACUAACAAUUGUAGUUCUAACAAAGCAAAUUAUUUCGAUGCACUUUUUUAUCAAAGAAACGGGAGAAUCAAUUGCGUGAAUUCUCCUCUUCAUGGAGAUUCGACUAAGACUAAUCAUAUAGAUGUCAACAUGGAUAAUACAAACGACCCCCAGGAGUUCCAUAAUUUUUGCAAUAACCAAAUUAAGAAGUGGCCUAUCGGAUUGUCCAACUUAGAUAGAGAAGAACUACAUAACCAUUUAUUAACAACCAUUAGUCGCAAAUCAAGUAUAAAAAGGAAAAAAAAUUUUAAAAACUUGGAAACUUUUCAUAAAAUCUGGAAAUGUAUUCUUGAUAAUUUGAAUGAUACUUCCUUUCCUGAGGAGAAACUCUCCCCAAAUAUCAGUAAUAAAAACGAGAAUACUACAAUAUGGAAGAAAAAGAAAAAAAAAAUUUACAUAAAUCAAAGCAACACUCUUAGAGGCAUUAACAGAAAAGGAGCAUAUUCAUUGAACAAUCCAUUUUGUCGAAUUGGAGAAAUUUCUACAUGCAAGUUCAUGUAUAUCCCUGAGAUAAAUGAAGUAGAAAUGUUAACACAUAGUAUAGGAAGACACAAUUUUACCGAAGAGAUGGAAGAUCGUGAAAAAUGGAGUAGUAACAAAAGUGAGACUUAUGGAGAUAGUAGGACAUGGUCCCAACACUUACUCCCAUUUUAUAUUCUUUCAUGUUUAUGUGGCUUCUUCGCCAAAGGAAUUAGCAACAUUCUUUGUAUUAUCAUCAUGGAGAAUGUAAAACCGAUAGACAAGACAAAAGCAGUUUUUCUCAUUAUCUGGGUCGAAGAAAUACCCAUAUUUUUGACUCGACUAAUUCUUUGGUUGAAGGAAUUUACAAAUAUGUACAUUUUAUACAAAAUGAACAUUCUUUGCUACAUCUUGUUAAGCCUGUUAAUCAUCCUGGUAUUGAAUCUGCACUUGGAUUGUCAUCUCCAUGUGGACAUGUGGAAAAUGCAAAGAAGCAAUGUUCAGAAGUUGUGUGAUGAAUAUGAAGACGACUUUGCUCAACAUUCAGCCCAUGCUUUGGAUCACCAUGAAGAGAAAAAAAGGACUCAAAACGGUUGCAAAGGUGCUGAUUCGGGAGAGCAAAUAAUGUGUAGCAGUGGGAAUGAUAGUCUUAAUGGAAGUCAUAAUGGGAAUUUUAAUCUCAGUAGGAAUGGCCGUGUUAAUGGUGACCUUUUUGCUGUAACAAAAUUUCGCAAGACAGGCCAAGAGUACAAGGAAUGGGAGAAAAUGCCAUUACACCAGGGAAAAGAACACUCAGAUUUUGUUCAUAAUGAUACACAUGAAAAUAGUACUCAUGAUAAUUUUCAGACGAAGAAAAACUUAUCAUUUGAUGGAAAUUAUCUCCUUAUCAAAUAUGUAAACUUGAGGAAAAAGAAAAAAGUGGAUGAUACUCCCGAGAAUGUUUGGGAUAUUUUUCGAAAAAAUUAUAACUCCUUAAAUUGUCAUUCCAGUGUGGAAAGAAAAGCCAAAUUGAAGGAGGUGAAAGUGAAUUAUACAGAUUUGUUUACAAAGAAUAUAUUAAAAAAAGAUUAUAAUAAAAUUUUUCCAACACGCAAACUAUGCAGAAAUAAAGAAUUUUUGCAUUAUUGUAAAAAUUUAAAAAAAAGAAAAAAGUGGGAAUUGUACAAAAUGUGGAUAUGGUAUCAUAUGAAUGCACACAAAUGCAUCCUUGUAGCAUUAAGUGUUUUAUACUUUCUUUUUCAUUUUUUAUACAUAAAUUUUUUUUUAACGGGAAAUAUAUUUAUUUCAAACAUAAAAAAUGAGUCCACUUUUUACGAAUUUAAUAAAUCUACCAUUUUAUUAAAUUUGUUCAUUCUCCUUUUUUCUUUUUUUUUAUAUUGUCAAUUAAACAAAAUUUUUAUAAAAAUGUUAAAUUUAUUUUUCCAUUUGAUAAUUAUAUUUAUGUCUUUUGCUUUUCUUUUGUUUAUUUAUUCAACAUCAGAAGAUGAAAUUCGUUUAUUUGAUAAUACAUAUAUUUUUUAUACCCUUAUUUUUAAUUCAUUUCUGUUCAUACAAAAAGCUUCAUUAUUUUGUUUUUCCAUAAACUGUGUCUACACUGUAUGUAAGGCUUUCCUACUUGGACUUUUUAUUUUCUCUGGUCAUUUGGGUUUCAUUACUUAUACUAUUAUUCGAUUUUUUGUAUCUCCUGAAUGCAUAACUCCGUUCAAUUUAAUUUGUUCAUGUAUUGUGUGCAUUUUGUCAUCUAUCUUAAUUGUCUUAUUCAUUCCUCAUAUCAGUACGAACGUCGAUUAUCACCUAAUUGACGAUGCAUACUUCAACCAUUUUUUAUUUUACAUGUGUAAUAAGAAGACCAUUUCUCCACAUUUUUCAACUGUGUUUACUUCUCACCCAUAG
Molecule: messenger RNA, 3234 nt
Organism: Plasmodium gonderi
Lineage: Eukaryota; Apicomplexa; Aconoidasida; Haemosporida; Plasmodiidae
Exons: 1
Coding region: 1-3234 (1077 amino acids)
Source: RefSeq, a predicted model, not a curated record